AUGGAACGUGGCGGGAAGAAGAUUUCGCGAGCACUCGUUUCAGUUGUUGCUCUUUCAACAGCGUGUGGUGUUCUGGUGCCUGGUUUUCACGUAGCACCGCCCAAAGAGAACGCAGCUCGAGUAUCAAAAAAGGAAAUGCGGUCACCUCUCCAGACAAAAAAAUCAUGAUUUUUUGAGCUAUUUUGUCCGGCAUGAAAAACUAAAUUGAUAACGAUGGAGCUUGUUCAGAUGCAAUCACGGAGCAACGAACUAUUGGAGAUGAGCUGUGCAGGCUGUACAAGCACAAGCACUCAUGCAAAUUUUUCAUGCAGCAUAGUGCGAGUCUGUGCUGCGGUAUUCAUCCUAUUCUCGCGCACCUGGGGCGAAAUCGGGAUGCGCUAUGGAAAGGCUGCAUUCCGCCACCACGGAUAUACAGAUGAUGAGACUGAGAGGUCGUAGAAGGGAAUUCUAAGGCGAAAACGCCGAACAGAAUAAAUUCAUCAUGUCGCAUGCACUUUACACAACAAGGCAGAGCGUUCCAUUUCGAUUCUUGUGCAAUGUGAAAUCUACCGUGGUAAAGGACAGCGAUCUUGUUGAUCGAGGCAUUUAUUUGACGUUGUGAGCGAGAGACUGCGAUCGACGGGGCCCAAGCUUUAUAGCUGGCGCUGUGUGUUUAUUUGGUCCCGACAAGGUGCCCUGCCGCGGCCUUGUCCCUCGCCGGUGAUCCCAGUUAGGGAGAGCAGUCUGCCAAGCAUGAUUUUUCUGAUACAUGGAGGAGGGGAUAAUUAACGGUUUUCUUUUUCAGACCAAGCAGCACUGGUGUCCGGCAAGAUUCUAUCAAAUGGGAGCGGUGUAAGUGUUUUCACGCCUUUCGUGCGAAAAAGGGAGCAGCGUCAGCGCAACCAAAGCAACACAGCAUCAAAACGCGACGAAUCUCUCCCGGUGAAUGAAAGAGGUCCUUUCGGGGUUCACGGACAAGCACGUCCGAAAUCAAACAGAGCCGCAAGAGGUCGCAGCAAUGCUGGUGGGUCGGGCCACCGCAAGCAGGAAAGUGAUAAGGUGCUGAAAGUACAACUCGAUCGUGAGCGACAGCCUUUUGAGCCUAUAUCAACAACCGGUCGCGCUGAAGUAUUAGUAGAAGAACCGGCACGACCUGCACCUCGACUCGCUCCCGGAUCCGUUACGCCAGCGCUGCGAGAGGACACUCCUGCGCCAUCUCCUCCUGCGGAUGGGUUUUCGACGGACGUUGCCGCAGCUCUACUGCAAAAGCAUGAGCUGUACGAAGUAGAAGAAGCAAAUAAUGGUAUUGCAAGGAAAAAUCCCCGCUCCCCGUAUUGUCCGAAAAUUUGUUAUGCAGAUUUGUCGCCACAAAUCGCGUCUGUCUUGCAAGAAAGCAGGUCCAGGCCGUCCGCCACGUCAUGCAGACGAUUUCUUGUGUUGUAUUAAGGCCUACUAGAGGGAAGCCGUCUACCAUGCUAGGCGCCUACACCAAAAGGCCCCUGCUGAGGCUUGCGAUCUGCGUGCAGUCCUGUACUGCAACACAAAUUUGAUUUGUGUAUCCAAAUCUAGCAUCAGAAAUUUCGUUUUGAUAUGGGGAGGGGGGACUUCUGUUGAUAAAUGAGGCGAGAGAAGGUGAAGACAAGCGGAAGCGCCGCGGACAGCGUGUUGUCGCCGCGGCUGGGUUAAGCGAUGCAACUACAAAGCUGCGCAGAGGCGCCGGGGCGACUUCGUCUUUGCCGAAGGAGUUGUCGCUGUAUGAAGACUGCCCAAUUCACGUGAACGUGCAUAGUACAGCCGCUGCAAUCGAUACGAUUGGUCUGUACGAUCGCGCUAGCGGAUUGCGCACCUACUACGAAUGCCUUACGUACUGUGCCGAGCUUGUCGAAUGCACGGGACUUCGAUUCGUUUCAGAUUCUGGAGUAUCAAAUGCAAAUAUGUCUGGGCGGUCUGGAAGCUUCUUGGGAGAGUUUGUCAUCAUGCAUAUUCUGCGUGACCCGUGAUGCCUGUAAUGCAUGACCUAGCAUCAGACACUUUUCGAGAGCUCUCUGAUGCUUAUUCCGCAUGAGAAAUGCCCGCCCCGCGCAGCACAAACUGGACUUUUCUUGCUCGUCACGCAAAUCCAAGUACAGCAUCACAAGUUGCAUUCUUCCCGACCCAGGCAUAUUUGCACUUGAUAUGGAGACAUGUUUGACAGCUGUCGCUUGUUUAUGAAAACGCACAGCUGCCUCUCCAUCUCAUUUGUCAUUCAAAAUUGUAUUACCCAAUCCUUUCUAUUCGAAAUUGUCUGAUGAGGUCGCCGAAAUAAGUGCUUCCUCGCCCACCCCCCGGGAAGGGGAUCCUUGACCUGUGGCGCUGGGUACGGGUGUCCACUACAUCAUGACGAUGACGCUUCUUACUUUUACUUUCUGCUUCGCCAUUUUUUGUGCAUGACAGACACUUUCAGAAGCAAGCCGAGAUAAGGAAAAAACAAAUCCUCGGUAACAGAGUUGUGUUUCUGAUGAAACUGCAUCAUUGACUGGAGCUUGUCUCGUCUGUGUCACUGUAGGUAGAUACACAACGGAUGAGGGGGAGGCGGAGUUGUGCACCCUGAUGCUGCUCCGCGGUGAGGACUUUGAAGAGCAGCUACAAGCAAAACCCAACAGCGACUCGACCAUUAUGACCGGAAGUUGUCGCAGGACCGUUCUCAGCAUUGUGGACGAGUACCGGCGAAGUCUUCGUAGUGGUUUUGGGGCCUUGCAAGGAAAGUGGUCAAGCAAUUUAUUCGAGAGAAAAGUAGAAGUUGAAGUGCACACUUCCAUCCUCAUGCAACCACGCUCGCUUUUCAUUUCUUUGGCAUGUUGUUACAGUGGUAAGUACAGGUAUAAUAGUUUUUCAUGCAUACACGUCAAGCACCGUUACAACUCGUGCCCCUUGGAAGGCAAGUACGCAAUGGAUUUUGCCGGCACGAAAUUUUACCGGGUGCCCGUGUCCGAUAUAGUUUUCUGCCGUAUAGUAAAUGAAAAUCAAAAUGUAAAGUAGGUUCUGUGCCGGGCUAAGGAAAUCGUUCAAAUCUGGGGGUGGUCGGUGUACUUUGGAUUUUUUCGCUGCAUACACGGACCCGACACCCUUUUCUUGGGACGAAUCGCCUGGGAACCACAACAGGAACGCAGACGCCUGGGGUAUGUAUGGCACUUGUUCGGGGCAGUCAAUGGAGGCCUAUAUGCCGAAGCGCACCCUUCCGAGCGGAUGCUGGGGUCAGCUUGUGGACCCCUCCGAACAAACGGCAACGGCCGGCUCAACAUACUUUUCCAAAGACGACGACUUUGCCAAUCCUGGCUACUUCCCAGGUAAUGUCUUCUUACGGAGGAUGCCCAAUGAGCUUUUUGGCCUUGGUGGACACGCUGCCGGAAGCGAUCCUACUCAAAACUGCAUCAAAGACCGUUGUGAGCAGUGCUUCGCUUCAACCGGGAGUGCUGGCACGAACUGGUGGCAGACAGAUUUCCAGGCCCGCCACGUGGCGGGUUUUGUAGUUUUCCGUCGGGAUGUCCAAUCUUCUAUAGACGUAAAUAUUAAUGAAGCUAAUUACACCCUGCAGAACGGAGGUACAGAAGUAGCGCAAGCAACGCUUCCGAGCGUCGUAGAUCUGUACGGGACUUGGGUAAACGUGGACGCAACGAUUUCCGCGAUAAAGAUCGAGAGUUCCAACAAGGCUCAAGGUGGGUAUCACCAUCUGGUUUUCUGCGGGUUUUGGCUGUUUGAGAAGGCCACCGGUGCCCCAGUCGUGGGUCACUAUGUACACCCCUAUCAAGAUGGGAGUCCUGAGUUGACAGCCACCGGCGACACGAGAGAUACAAGUGCGGAACCAGGUCUCAAAAUUUACUACUACCCGGCACAAGUGCUCGCGCGCAGAUUCCCGAACGAGCUCGUUGAUAUAAAUCCGGCAGAAGAUGCGUGCACUACAUCACCCCCCGGGUGCGACGAAAGGCUUCACAUGAAGUAUCUACGCACAGACCCGCCGGACCACGUGUCUUCGCUUGAUCUGGCUUUUUAUGAUGCGAGCUUGAAGAGAGAAGGAGCAGGCGAACGGGAUUGGAGCUGGGAGUACGGAGAUUCUUGCUUUUGGACAAAGGUCGACGCUUAUAUUACUCAUUAUUGGCAGGUUGAAUUCGCAGAGCGGCGCGUUGCUGGGUUUCUUAUUUACCGAAGAGACAUCGAUCGCGGUGGAGAAUGGGACGACAGGAUCCAAGGUGCGGACGUGCAUCUAAAGCGGGGCGCCGGAUCAUAUUCGUCUUCGCCCGAUAUGUCGCUUCCUGGUUUUCUUUCGCCGUAUGGGACCUGGGUUCAUAUUGACGAAAGAAUUAGCGGAAUACAGAUUAAGCAGAGUGGUCCGAAAGGCUGGGGCUUCUGCGGGUUCCAACUAUUCGAAUCCGAGGAAUACCUUCCUUCUCUUGGAGUCGGAGAAUAUGCUGUGUAAGAACCUCCGCACGGUACGGGCAUGAGAAGUGACUCAUUUAAACCGUAACAGUCUGACUGCAGAAGGAGAUAAACGCAAAGUGGUGCACUUGCGUAUAAUGAAUGCGCCUCACAUAAUUGUUUGAUGAUAUUGCAUAUUGUUAUUGUGAUUGGCCACGAUGAGACCAAGGCUCUUCAGCAUUCCCAUAUUACUGGGAGGCCGCACUCUUCAAUCAUGAGGCACGAACCGAGGCCAGGGCUGUCUCAUCACUCGUCCGUCGUUUCCGUUGUUGCUCACUAACUGUAGGCAGCGACGAGUGAUACCGUUCCAUAUUUAUUAUAUUUACAUAAAUCUCAAUGCCAAUAUUCGCGAUUGGAUUUGGAUCUCGCAGGGCAAAGCCGAUGGAGGUAGAGUCUGGCUUUCUUUGGGGGGAGUGGCCUUUGUCCUUGUUUGGUAGCAAUCUUGUUUCCUCCAUCGCGUUACCAUGGUUAGGCCGCGUGCGAUUGAUUGGAGAUGCUGCGAGGCGUCUUGUUCUCGUCUUCAUCAUGUGUCGUGUUUUUUCAUCCACCGGUCAACACACUCACGCCGGUGACCGUUCUCCGGGCGGAAACAUGACGUACAAAGUCGAAAAAUGAAUAUAAUCAGUCACAGACGUGGGGUCGUUUGCGCAGUCGCAUUAUGCUUUCCUGUCAUGGUGCGCGACAGGCAGCGAAAAAACUCGGGUCUGAGCCGCUCGCAUGGUUUUCUUUUAUACGAAUGUAAGACCACGAGUAUAGAUACGCAUACGCUUGCUUUGAUCAUUGACGUUCUGGGGUGGAGGUUUUUAGAUGCGAUAGACGCGGGUCUACAUUCAGCGGACACCCGCAGGACUGCGCGGACAGAUGCCGGACGACCGUCGGCUGCACUUCUUUCAGCGUGUACAAGGGCAAGAUUGAGGACAGCAAUUCUGGCAGUGUAGCAACAGAGGACCGCGUAUACGCAUACCGGGACUACAGCAUGGCAUCGCUUAUGAAGCCGCCAGUUUUGGGUGGCGGAGUGGCAGCAGGCAAGAUGGAGCAUGCCUGUUGCAUGCUGUGGAGCAAUAGACGGCCCCGGAACACCAGGACGGAAAAUUCAUUAGAUAAAACCCGUGUGCCAAGGAAUCUGCGGGGGAGGUCGAGGGCUGAGUGGCAAUUUUUCGGGCUCAUUCCACCUCCAGCCACAGCACACAUCUAUAGUGCCACCGCGGAUACGUCUCUUGCCGAGGCCGAUCUCGGAGCGAAGAUUGUAAACACUCAGAUAGCUUCACAGAUUGGAGCCAAUGAGAAAACGUGGGUUUACGCCGACCACUCUGGAUAUGGCUGGUUUUUCGGCCGGUCAGGCCAAAAUAAGCACAUCCGGGGACAACAAGGCACUUUGUCUGGGUGUUGGCAGCCGCUCUAUAGGAAGCACGAUGGCAGCUCGUACCCAGACGCGAUCUGGUGUCCCGACAAUCCCGCGGGCGGCGAGGAAAGGACAUGCAGCGAUGGACCUGGAGAUGGGACGUGCGACGACGACCUGAGCCAGAGCGAAGCGGUAUUCUAUUUCAUGGCGCUGGGGGAGGCCAAAUGCCUGCAGAUACACGAUCCACAGCAGGGGUGCCCGAAUCCGAGUGACUUGUUCAAGUUUUCUGCCCGCGUUCGUGGAACUCCGCCAACGAACAUUGAUUUGGCAAGGUCUUUGGACGGUUCCGGUAUCCCAGCGGACCAAUAUCCAACAUCGGUCAACGCAGCUAAUGGCGACCUGAUCUGGCUCAGAAUGGACGAAGGACCGUGGUACAAAAUCCGAAGUGAGGCGUUCACGAAAAACGGUGCGACCUCUGAAACCAACUUGUACGCUAACGGUUACCCGGUAGACAGCAACAACGAUGAACAAGAAUUCGACGCGCGCGAUGCCUCAAGUUUCUGCUUGGGGGGAGGGGUUUCUUGCGGCGUCGGGUCGGUUCAUAAGAUCACCGUGGUUCCGGGAAAAGAUGGGGCCGUCCUUCACUUACUAGAGAUUGAGACCGCACUCCUUGACCCUUUUAAAGGUGAAGGUUCGUGGAGUACUGACAAUAUCAAAUACGGCGGCAACGUGGCAUUUCUUUCAUCUGGCGCGACACCCAAGUGCGCCGAUGGACCUAAGAGCUGUGGGCCGAGAAUGAAAGAAUGCUCAACCAUGUGCGGCGGCGCUGGCGACUGCGACGGAUGCGACGCAGCAGAUGGGAGUGCAAAGGGGGCGUGUUGCUAUGCGAACCGCGCCACUGAUCCGCCGGAAUGCAAACAGAUUCCCUUCAGUCACUUCGGCAUGAAUACACCUGGGGAGAUUCGCCGGCAAAACAACAUGAACCCACCCCGAGACCCGGGGGUCUACUACGACUACCACCAGUGCGUGCUGUACACGCCGGAGAAAAUGCCGGGAAGGGAAACCAAGGAUCUCAUCAAGGACGACAGCAGGCUGGGGCCGAGGCAGAUGGAGUGUGCCCAUGUGUGCGACAUCACAAAGGGUGGUGGCUGGUGCAGUGCGUGCGAUUCGAAGGACGGAACGAGCUUCGGCGCUUGCUGCCAAAAGGAUACGUCCACUAGCCGGGAGUGCGCAAGUGUGGCUGCAAACGAAUUUUUUGGAGUGACGGACUACCACGUGUGUGUGAUUCCGGUUCAGGUGCUCCCAGACAACGCAGAGGAGAAGCAAACAACCGGAGACGAGUCGCUGUUGCUGCAACUACAGCCCCUCGCCCGUGCUGCCACGGGGCAUGGCCCAGUGGCCCGGUCACGUGAAAAGGCCCACGACACGGGGUCAUCUUCUACAACUAAGCGUGUUGAUCCUUUUCAUCUGGAGGACAUGCCAGCAGAAGCGGGACAGCAGGAUCCGGACGACCGAGGUGCGCGAACCCCCGUAUGGGACCGCGAGGCGAGUAGCUUGUUGCAGAAGCGGAAGCUGGGGCGUGCGGGUACGACAAACAUAUAUGCUCCGGAGGAAAUUACGGGUCGGUUUCUUGAUCCAGUAGCGAAUAAGUUUAAUGCGACGGCUUCAAGUACAUAUCCAACCACUUUCACCUGGGCCAACUGGCUGCCUGAAAGCGUGUUUAACCACAAGUUUCCUAACAGACAUCUGUUUCUGGACGAUCUUAGAGGAGGCACUUUCAAGAAAAGCGAGUGCAAAAAAGAAAACCUUUGCGAAGAGUGCUUUUUUUCGAAGUAUGAGGAAAAUACGCUGCACUGGUGGAAAAUUAAGCUGGACCAACCACGCAACGUGACAGGAUUUGUUAUCUUCAAACGCGAUAUAGAGGAUAAUAUAUCCGAAGAUGGAGUUGAAGGCGCAGACGUUUAUCUCAACGAAAACUCGCAGACGCAGCCGGACAUCGUGCUCCCAACUUCACUUUCAAUAUUCGGAACCUGGAUUGCAGUCGACCAAGAAAUAUCUUCGAUAAGGAUUGAGAAGAAAGGGUAUGCGCUCGGUUUCUGCGGUUUCUGGCUGUUCGAAAAUGAUCCGAAUGCGGUGCCCGUGAUUGCGACGCCCGAUUUUGGAGCACCGGUGUGCGAUGGCUGUGGGCCCCGGCAACGGGACUGCAGCAGUCACUGCGAGCCCGGUUUUUGCACGAGCUGCGACGGGCUGGCGAGCGAAGCGCACCACCACAAGGGCGCUUGCUGCAUGAAAAAUUAUGCGGAGGACCCAGUCGAGUGUCAUCACGUUGCCCUCGAGGAGUUCACAGCAAUGGGCUACCACGAGUGCGUGCUUGUCGAGAAGGCUUACGAGAACUUGGGGGACGGUCUUUGCGUGGCAGCGAGUGGGGGCUACCGGCCUUGGGCCGUGACAACCUUUUAUCUCGAGUCGGAAGAGAUAGAAUUGUCGAACGCGCCCACGUGGCAGCAAUGCGGGGCUUUGUGCGACGAGUUUGCGGAUAUGGUGUUCUCAAACGUUACACUCUCAACUGUUACAUGGGAUGAGUUUGUGACGCAAGAGCCGCAACAGUGAAAGGAGCAAGCUCGCAACUCUCGCAUCACAAAUUCGGCACAGAUUUAGGCGCUGUUUAGCCCAUCGGGGAUUUGUCAUGCAAGGUAGCUUGAUCGAGAUCGUCUGCUGGCUCAUGGUAAUUUUGCAUGACAAAUCAAGUUUCUAUCUUAGAGUUUACCCGCUCGGGGAGUAAUUAUUUAAACGGUCACCGCUUGUGGUGGCCAGAGGCGUUCGAGUCUAGUUAGUCCUUAGCUGCGCGCUACUCUUUCAGUUCGUGCGGGCUCCAGGUGCUGCGAUCACCGGCAGGAGCUUAACAACAGCGAACAUAAGGACGUCGGAUUUUCGAUUGCUCUACAUUACAAGACCGGCACUUGUGUCGGCCCGCCGAAGCUUUGCGUGCGGGUUCAGCAGUCUUUCUUCCUUCGCAAAAGGUGAGUCUCCUGACCCUUCUGGUCGUCACUAUUCCGCCCGCAUUCGUGCGCGCACGGCUGCCUACGACGACGACAACGGUUUAAGUUUGUAGUCUUGUGGUUUAAACAGGGACGCCCUGCCCUUAGUCUCCCAACAUGACAAAUCAUGUAACAGCUGAGAAUGUAACGGCUGAGAAUCCCAUAGCGGACUGCCUCGGCUUCGAGAAAUACUACGUCACUGCGCAGGGUUAUGGAUGUGUCAGGAUCGAAAUCGACAAAAUCGAAAAAUUUGCGACGCGUAAGAUGUAGGGCACCGGAGGCCUGUAUUGGGGAGCAGGCAAAUGAGACCGAUUGUAAGCCUGUGUAGGGGUAUGCAAUGUGCUGCCAGAGUAGCAUGACGGGAGCAGUCUUCUUACUUUGCCCAAACAGCAUGACAGACUGGAUUUGGGUGCUCCCGAAAUUUGUCAUGCGCCACUUGCAAAAUUAGGCUCCGACUGGUAUCGAUUUUAUGCAUCACAAGUUUUUCGAUUUUGUCGAUUUCGAUGCUGAAACUUCCAUAAGGGUCCGACGUGCAAGCUUCUUGGCGUGCAUAUCGACGAGACUAAGGGGCCGACCGUCAUUGGCCCCGAGGAUACCCGUCCCGACCGUGAAUACAUUCUUGUACACCCCUAUAACCUUAUCAACUACCACGUAAUUUCGAGGCACAUACCACAAGACAAAGAGGGAGGGGCUCCUCAGGAUGUGCCGAUGAUACAGGUCCAUUCCGCCUACGAUGGCGGUAUAGAGGGGAUGGAAUGUUGGAGAAAAAACAAGGAUAAGAGCGACACCCCCGCUCCUUCUCCAGCUCCGAGCCCGUAG
Molecule: messenger RNA, 9630 nt
Organism: Amoebophrya sp. A120
Lineage: Eukaryota; Dinophyceae; Syndiniales; Amoebophryaceae
Source: the annotation of a GenBank genome assembly